AUGUUUACAAAAUUUAAAGAGAAUCUAAGAAAGAUAGAUAUUUUUGGAUAAUCCAUAACACUCAGCUUUCGUUAAGAGGAAGAAUACAGAACUAGUUUAGGUGGAAUACUUUCUUUAUGCAUUAUUGGCACUAUUAUCAGUUUUUUUUACUCGAAUAUUAUUGACUUUUUUUAAAAAAACACAGUAUCAUCUGAAUCAGAACAGUAAUUUAGUGAAGAUCCAAGCGCAAUUAAGCUAUUACCAAAUAAUUUUAUGUUCGCUGUUCAAAUUGAAUAAGACAAUUUUACUACAACCCCUUAUUUUAAUAUCACUGUGGAAUAGAGGGCAUAUAUCAGAGAUGAAAAUGGGACCUAGAAAAAGAUGCCUUCUGUUUAUGUGGAUUUAGUCCCUUGUACGAUUGAACAUUUUAAGCCUAUAUUCGAUUAAUACAAUGCGUCAUUUGAAGAUCAGUUUAAGCAAUAUAAUUUAAACAAUUUCUUGUGUCCAAAUUUAGAUCAUCCUUUGACAUCUAAUUUGACAGUUGGAGGGGCAUGGACAAGUAAAGAAUAUUCGUUCUUAAAAUUUUCUGUUACCAAAUGUAAGAGCAAUUCCGGAAAUAACUUUUCCUGGAAACCAGAAUGUAAGACUGAAGAGGAAAUGUUAUAAUUAUUAAAAUCUGUUGGCAGCUUUAGAUUUUAGGUAUAUACCACCAAUUAUUAAUAGUUAAUUAAUCCUGGAUCACCAAAGCAUUUUAUUCAACCUUACAUAGCCAUAGAAUAAUUUUAUUCAUUUGUUCCGAAUGCUAUGUUUGUUCAAUCAGAUAUUUUCCUUCGGCCUAGAACAAUCACAACAGACGAUGGAAUACUGAUGUAUCCCUAGAAAUCCACUUAAACAUAUAUAACCAGAGAUUAUAUGGAUAACAGAGAGCAAUAAGCAAUUUCAAAUUUAGUGCCUGGAUAUUAUGGUGCUUUCUAUUUUAAUAGGAGUCCAUACUCUUAUGAUAUUACUAGAAAUUUUAUGAGAUUGGAUGAACUUCUAAGUAAUUUAGGGGGGUUUUCACAAUUUAUGAUUGCAGUAAUCGGCGUUCUAAUUAAAAUUUACAAUCGUGAACACAUGGUCAUAGAAAUGGCAAACGACCUAUAUGAAUUUGAUCUUAACAAAAAAAGAAAUAACACUAUGGAAGCAAACAACGCUUUAUUAGCAUCCACUUAAAGAGGAAGGGAAGCCUUAAAACGAUCAAUGCAUAAAAUCAAAGGGGAUUCUUCUAUUUAAAUUAAGAGUAUGUCAACUUUUAAUUAGAAACCUAUGAUGGGAUAGUUUUUAUCUCCAAGAAGUAUUGAGAAACAGGAGAGUCUCAAAUUGAAGGAAGGCAUAACUUCUCAUCGAUCAAGUAAACUAAAAAGAGUAAGUUAAUUAAAGGUUCAAUGCUCUGCUAUUUUUGACUAAUUCAAAUAAUUAAUGGUUGCUAGUUAACAUAUUGGGAUUAGUAUAAAGUUGAUAUUGAGUCAAAUUAUGCCCUUUGAAUGCAUUUAAUCAGAUGAGUGCGUGGUAUUAAAGAAAGCUAUAGCUUAAGUGAAUAAAGAAUUAGAUAUAUAAUACAUCAUUAGGUAGUUGCAUGAGAUGGUAAAGUUAAAGAGAGUUAUUUUCAAUUCUGAUUAAAUUACAUUGUUUAAUUUUAGUCAUAGACCAACAAUCAGUUUGAUUAGAGAUAAGAGAAAUAGAAAAUCGACAGUACUCAAACAAAUAUUGGAUAGUCCCAGUCAUGAAAUAGUUUUAUCUCAACUAUUUACUGAUCUUGUUAAUUCAUAUUAAAAAUUGGUAGGAUUGGAUGAUUAAGUAUUGUCAGAUGAACAAAUUCGAUUCAAUUAGAGAUUAAUAUCACUUUUGGGAUAAAAAUUACCACAUUUAUUGGAGAAGGAAUUAGCAUAAGCUUCUGAAGAUGAUUCUAACGAGGAUGAUCCAAAACCUGAAGAUAUUAUCAGUCGAUCCAGUUGAUUUAAUAUUUUUGUUUAUGUAUAGAGGAGCAUAUUUGCUUAA
Messenger RNA from Paramecium tetraurelia, 2016 nucleotides. RefSeq lists its product as uncharacterized. NCBI's taxonomy places the organism in Eukaryota, Ciliophora, Oligohymenophorea, Peniculida, Parameciidae. Gene Ontology annotation, molecular function: double-stranded DNA binding. The record is from RefSeq and is a predicted model, not a curated record. Gene Ontology annotation, biological process: reciprocal meiotic recombination. Gene Ontology annotation, cellular component: nucleus. The transcript has 5 exons.